Molecule: messenger RNA, 2163 nt
Organism: Cinara cedri
Lineage: Eukaryota; Metazoa; Arthropoda; Insecta; Hemiptera; Aphididae
Source: the annotation of a GenBank genome assembly
AUGAUGUCAAGUGACGGAGACUAUAUUACGCCAGAUGAAAUUAAGAAUGCAUUGGAGUUGUUGGACAAAGAUGAAAUUGCCUCAAAAAAACGUUUAACAGCUUUCUCAAGUCAAUGGCACACUGUUAUAAAUGAAGUUGACUCCGUUUCUAAACAGUUUAGUUCCUUAAACUCACUUAAAGAAAAUUUAUUUCAAAUCCAAACAAGAAUCAACGAUUCUUCUAAACUUGCUGAGGACAUAUCUUCUAAGGUUAGACAGCUAGACAAAAUACGUGGACGUGUAUCAGAAUGUCAAAAACGAGUUCAAGAUUUAUUGGACCUCCAAUUGUGUAGUGAGGGGGUUCAAAUUGCAAUGAAAAAUGACGAAUUGGAGCAAGCCGCCGCUCAUGUCCAUCGCUACCUAUCAAUCGAUCAAACUAAAUUGCAACGCACAGCGGACGAUAUGGCUCAAGAUUGUUCAAUGAUUACAAAUGCUCUUAAACACUUACAAGAUGCUACUGAGCUCCUUCAAAAUACCGUGUCAAAAAGGUUUGAACAAGCGUCUUUAACUCAGGAUUCCAAGUCAAUAGAAAGGUAUUUUAAAAUAUUUCCAUUACUUGGAAUGCAUGACAUAGGUUUGGAAAAAUUUGUAGAUUAUUUAGGGCGUGUAUUGCAAGUUUCAGCCGAUAAAAACUUAAAAAAUGUAAUGGAAACUUCGUUGUCGAGCAAUCGGGCCAGCAUAGUUUUUGCUGACGGGUUGACAUUUGUUUUUGAAGAAGUUGCUAAAACCAUCGAAGUCCAACAACCAUUAAUCGAAACCCACUACGGUCCUGAAUACAUUUUCAAGUUUUUGUCUCACUUGCAAAUGCAUUGCGACAAUUUCAGUAACGUUCUGUUACAAACAUUUCUCAAAACGCGUAAAAUAAAAGAACUAUUGAAAAAUUUAUGGGACGAAUCCGAUUUAAACAUCGACAAACCCGAUUCAAAAGACAUAGACUUGUUGAUCGAAGAAAUCGUGUUGAUAUUAGCGCGUUAUGAUCUAUAUUCCAAAUUUGUCUGUAAACGUAUAAAUGCCGAUUUGGAGUCGAAAACGUCCAGCGCCAAGUUAAUACUAAACAAUAGCAAAUUGUGCUGUUCGGUCCAAGAGCUGAUGGGUAAAUAUCUGGAAUUCGAGAGGUAUUACAUGGAAGAGAGUAUAAAAAAAGCCAUGAUGAUGGACACGAUCGAAGGGGACGACGACGCACUGACUUCGAGCAUGGUGGACGACGUGUUUUUCAUUAUUCGCAAGUGUGUCAUGCGUUCGCUGAGGUCUGGAAGUUUGGACGUACUGUGCGCUGUCAUUAACAACGCCGUUAACGCGUUGGAAACGGACAUGUGUACAUUUUUCGGUCAAAUCCUGAGUGCCGGGUACCCGGGGUCCGGUUAUUUCAACCGAUUCACCCCAGACCUGGAGAAGAUACGGCAAACGUUUUUGGCGUCGCUGAACAACACUGAGGUGGCCAUCGAGUACUCGAAAUCGCUGUCACAAACGUUCCGGGAGGAGAUACCGAUUAAGCUGUACGACUGCAACACGGACAAACUGGAUAGUUGUCUGCAGGACUUUUCCCGGGUGAACGCGUCGCUGGUGACUUCCAACCGGAACGGUUUCAGGCAACUGCAGUGUUCACUGGUGGAGCCCAAACUGCUGGCGUGGAUGGAGCCGUUUUACGAGCAAAAUUACAAAAUGAACGAGUCUGAGUUCACGCAGACGGAGGCGGAUAACCCGUUCGUGCAAACGCUGAUAUUGAACGUGGACGGAUUGCUGAGAGAGUUCAAGGCAAAGCUGACUUCCAACAACUACGACGUGCUGGUGGUGGCCCUGGCCGCGGAAUCGUCCGUGCAACUGGAAAAGGCUGUGAUGAAGACCGAGUUCAACCGGCUGGGAAGCAUGGCCCUGGACAAAGUGGUCAGGACGCUUAUUAAUUAUUUCAGCGGCGCCAGUGCUUGGCCGAUCAGAGAGAAAUUUGCCCGUCUAGUGCAGAUCACGACGGUUUUGAAUUUGGAACGCGUGUCUGACCUGAACGAGUUUUUGAGUCCCGACAGCGGGAUGCGUUUCUCGUGGAAAUUGACUCCCGACAGCAUAAAACAGAUAUUAAAACUACGGUCCGACUUCAGAGAAGACGAAAUAAGAAAAAUUAAAUUGUAA